GGCACCUACAGGCCUCCCUGCUGCGGCUGGACGGGGUCACCCAGCGGUCGGUGGAGGUGCGGGUGUACCGGGGGUCUGACUGUGUCUCCCCCCAGCGGGCGGUGGAGGCGGGGGUGCGGGUGCUGGUGGACGCCGAGUACACCUACGUGAACCCCGCGCUGACGCUUGUCACCCUGGCGCUGAUGGGACGUUGGAAUCGCGCCCAGCCCUGGGUGUGGAACACCUACCAGUGCUACCUGCAGGACUGCCUGGUGCGGCUUGGCGCGGACGCGGUGCUGGCCGAGCGCCGGGGCUUCUGUUUCGGGGUGAAGCUGGUGCGUGGAGCCUACUUGGAGCAGGAGCGGCGGCUGGCGCGGGAGGGGGGAUACCCUGACCCUCUGCACCCCACCUGGGAGGCCACCAACCACAGCUACCAGCACUGUCUGGACCUGCUGCUGGAGUUGGUGGCACGGGAUGGGCAGCAGUGCCAGCUGAUCGUGGCCAGCCACAACGAGACCUCUGUGAGCCACGCCAUCCGCAGGUCGGUUACACUC
Molecule: messenger RNA, 533 nt
Organism: Terrapene triunguis (Three-toed box turtle)
Lineage: Eukaryota; Metazoa; Chordata; Testudines; Emydidae
Product: hydroxyproline dehydrogenase-like
Exons: 4
Cellular component (GO): mitochondrion
Molecular function (GO): proline dehydrogenase activity; FAD binding
Source: RefSeq, a predicted model, not a curated record